AUGGCAUUCAGUUGCUGCAUUGGAUUCUCAGUGCUAGCGGGUAACUUGCCAUUGGUGUUGUUGGGCAUCAUGAUUUCCCGUUCUCUUUCCAUAGGCUUGCAAAUUCUCUACUUGGGUUUGCAGCUUGUUAAUGAUGUGUAUAUGGGACUGCAUCAUGACCAUCAAUGCCUUGAUGUUAUCAUGGUAAUUUGUGAUGCAUUACAGGAUGCAUAUAUUCAACAAAAGAAAGAAGGUUUGCUCAAGUUAAAAGGACCAAAAGAAGACAUCCUUACUAAGGCACUUGAAUCUAAAGAGCAUGGAGGUCGUGUGAGGGGUAUAGGAGGACUUGUUAAUCCAUCAACAUAUUUUAGAGUUGGUAGAGGGAAGUUGUCUACUAAUGAAGAAAAUUUUCUUCUAAGGCAACAAGCAAAGUUUGAAGAUAGAAUAGCUAAGUUAGAGACUUUGGUACUUAAAAAUGUAGGCAUUGAUGAUAUUGAAGAAAAAGGUAGUUGUAGUGCCAAGGGUGCCAAGAGUUAUGUCAAGAGUGAAGAAGAAAUUGAAAUUUUAAAAAAAUUGGAUUUCGAUGAUGAUGAUGAUGAGCUGAUGUUUAUUGAGAAAGAUGAUGCUUUGGAGAAACAAUGCAAGAAGAAAUCUAGCAACCAUGGACAAAAGCUUGAGUUGAACUCAUCAAGUAUGCCUAAGUCGUUAUGGCUUUUGUAUUGUUAUUACAAGCGUGCUCUUGAUGAUGGAGAUACUAUAAAAGUAAUUCUAGAUUUUAAUGUUUUUGGAGAAACAUGCACUCUCUAUGUUAAUGUAGGAGAUGUUACUCCCUUUUAUCAAUUGAUGCCAAUAUCAUACACCUAUAUUGGUGUGUACAUAUGGUAUUUGUAUAAAAAGAUGAUGGAUGAGAACAAGCUUGACAAAUUUAGAUUUGUGCACCCAUAUAAUGUAGGGCAUUUGCCAACGACAAAAACGGAUGCAAAGUUUCUUGAAAAACAAUUGGAAAACAGAGCACGAGUCAUAGCAGACAGGCUUUUAAACACAACACCUAAUACAACAGUUUUGAUGCCAUGUAAUAUAGGUUUCCAUUGGAUUCUUACAGUUAUCAACAUCAAUAAGGAUAUUGUUUAUAUGUUGGACCCUCUUGGCCCUCGCCUUCGCAAUGAUGAUUGGAAACAUGUUGUAGAUAUGGCUAUGAAAAUGUUUCAUGCGGUCGGGAAUGGAAAGAAAGGGCGAAGUAAAACUUCUUGGGAAAUUGUCAAGGCUCCUCGUCAACCGGAUAGUAAUCAAUGUGGUUUCUAUGUCAUGGCUUACAUGAGAACUUUAAUUGAGCAUAUGCCAGACAUUGAUGACAAAGAAUCUGUUCAAGCACUAUUCCAAAAAGCUGAUUACAACCAAACCGAUAUUGAUCUAGUGCGUUCUGAAUGGGCAGAUUUUGUAUCAAGUUAUAUACAAUAG
This is a messenger RNA of Ipomoea triloba (trilobed morning glory), 1437 nucleotides long. RefSeq lists its product as uncharacterized. The transcript is spliced from 8 exons. The coding region runs from base 1 to 1437 and encodes 478 amino acids. Gene Ontology annotation, cellular component: nucleus. Gene Ontology annotation, molecular function: deSUMOylase activity. Gene Ontology annotation, biological process: protein desumoylation. NCBI's taxonomy places the organism in Eukaryota, Viridiplantae, Streptophyta, Magnoliopsida, Solanales, Convolvulaceae. The record is from RefSeq and is a predicted model, not a curated record.